UCCGGAUGUGACGUAAUUUUCGCGAUGGCGGCGCUGACGUCCUUGGUGCUGCAGCUCAGAGCAGGUCUGUUGGUUCCCAGUAAGUCUGUUCUGACAGAUUCGGUGAGGUUCGCGUCUAAGAAGGCUGGUGGCAGCAGCAAGAACCUCGGAGGAAAGAGCGCGGGCCGGAGAUACGGCUUGAAGAAAUCGGAAAGUGACUUUGUCCAUGCUGGCAACAUCCUGGCAACGCAGCGGCAGCUGAGGUACCAUCCGGGAGCACAUGUGGGGAAGGGAACCAACAACACUCUCUAUGCUCUGGAAGACGGCCACGUCAAGAUGACUAAGGAGGUGUACAUCCCCGCGCCGCGCAGCCCCGAGGCCACCACCGUUAUCACCAAGCUGCCCAAAGGAGCCGUGCUCUACAAGACCUUCAUCAACGUCCUGCCCGCCAAGCAGGGGGGCAAGUUCAAACUGGUGGACAUGGUCUGAAACCGGGACUGGACCGGGUCUGGACCGGAUCUGACUGACGAGUCUCGUAUUCAGGAGCCGGUCAGGAUUCGUUUUGAAUCACACUUUCUGAUCUGAGACCUGAGUGACUCCCGAACUCCGUCUGACCUUGUGCCUCCGAGUUAGUCAUGUGACUCUUAAACGGAUUUGAACGUCAUCGGUAACGAGUUCCUGCUGCAGUCAGAACAGGUUCUCUGUCGGAAUAGUUGGACUCUUGUAUUUAAUCAUGUUCCAGUGAAGAUAAAUGUACAGCACACAACAAAACCCCCGAUACUGAAUCCAGUUGUUCUCCAUCAGCUGCUGUCAGUUUGAGCACUGAACAUCAUAUUAAAGGUUUUGAUGUGAAUAUCUCAACA
Messenger RNA from Cololabis saira (Pacific saury), 842 nucleotides. It is a transcript of the gene mrpl27, whose product is annotated as mitochondrial ribosomal protein L27. Gene Ontology annotation, cellular component: mitochondrial large ribosomal subunit; ribosome. The transcript has 4 exons. NCBI's taxonomy places the organism in Eukaryota, Metazoa, Chordata, Actinopteri, Beloniformes, Belonidae. Gene Ontology annotation, biological process: translation. Bases 25 to 468 code for a protein of 147 amino acids. The record is from RefSeq and is a predicted model, not a curated record. Gene Ontology annotation, molecular function: structural constituent of ribosome.